AUGAGACUUCCCACCGAACUACGGUUCACCGUGCUCGAGGCUUUGAUCGGACCAGCUAUCUGGCCACGAGCAAAAGUUGAGUGCCGCAAUUGCUAUGCCGACGACAACAGCAGCGAGCCAUGCUACGCGCUGCUGGAAUCACAAGAAGAACGUGGUACCAUUGACGACGAAACCAUCAUUUAUGACUCGGAAGACGAAGAACUUCCCGCGCUCAUGAGUGAGGGCGAGAUUGAAAAGUCCGAAACUUGCAUGAGGAGCCUGCUCCUGGUCAGCCGACAGUUCAGCUUCGAAUUCCAGAAGAUGCUCUGGGAGUCCACCGUCAAGCGCUACACCCGUCUCCAUACUAUGGGCGCAUCUAUCCCGCUACUUCAGUCGGUGAAAUCCAUGACUGGCUUCAACACCCUCAGUCGGUUAGCACUCAGCAUGAGCAACAGCCAGUUUUUCCGUCUCUUAGGUUUCCGAAGCAGUGGGAAGCGCGGAUUCAAGCCUUGCACUUCGUCUGGAGAAUUCACCCUUGAUAUCCUCACCAACCUCAACCUUGAUCACUUUCAUUUCGACUUCCAGAUUCCCAACAAUCCGUUUAGCGACGAGACUUUCAGUAUCAACGACCCGUGGCGCCAUGUUCACGAUAUGCUCCGCAAUACGGCUUCCUGUCAGAGGAAGUUUGUUGAUCUGUUCUUCGUAUUGGCGUUCGAUCGCCUGAGGAAUGUUCCCAAGGUGACCUUCUCUGGUUACUUCAAGGAGAGCAAUCUAGAAACAUGGGAAGAAAUCUUGGCAGCAUCGCGGAGGACUCUUGAUUGUGAUAUGAGUUUGAAGGUAUCAACGAUCAUGUCCAUGCCUGCCGACAAAUUGUGA
Molecule: messenger RNA, 855 nt
Organism: Alternaria arbusti
Lineage: Eukaryota; Fungi; Ascomycota; Dothideomycetes; Pleosporales; Pleosporaceae
Exons: 2
Coding region: 1-855 (284 amino acids)
Source: RefSeq, a predicted model, not a curated record